UAAUUCCCACCCCCACCCCCACCCCCACCGCCACCGUCCUCCUUCAUUUCUCCGCAGAUAAAAUGGCUGAUUCUAAAAUCAGGAAUGUUAUAAACAGGAUCUUCACGGCGUUGUUAACUUGCGCUUUUGCUUUAGGAGGGGCGGGGAUAGGGAUAAUAACGGGGGCGAUCAAAGGGCAAACGACGGAAACGGGAUUAGUUCGUGGAGCCGGUGUGGGUGCAGUGACUGGUGCAAUCACGGCGUUGCAAUUAAUGGAAAUGAUGGCAAAUGGCGAAUCAUUCUCUAAGGUGGCACUGUUACAUAGCCUUCUAAACGGGAAAGUGUUCAUGGAAUGGGUCAGUCCUGCUGUGCUCAAGGCUUAUCAAUGGCAAGCUAGUGCCAUGGAGAUGAGUUUUAGUGACAUGUUCGACAUGGAUAGCAAUGGAAUAAGAGGAUUAUCCGAAGAUAUUAUAGACAGCUUACCAAAACGAAUAUUUGGAAAUUCUACUCAGAACGAUAAUGAAUGCAACGAGACAAGCUGUACAAUUUGCUUGCAAGAUUUCAAGAAUGGAGAGGAAGGACGAGAACUACUGAAUUGUAGACAUGUAUUUCAUUUAAAGUGCAUAGAUGAAUGGCUUAUUAGACAAGGUUCUUGCCCUAUUUGUAGAAAGGAUGUUUAGCGUUUUAGGGUAUUAAAGACGUACGGGACUUGUUUGUUGUAUUCUGUAAGUUACGGUUCAAAGCACAACUCUUGCACUUGUAGUCUA
Molecule: messenger RNA, 746 nt
Organism: Cynara cardunculus var. scolymus (artichoke)
Lineage: Eukaryota; Viridiplantae; Streptophyta; Magnoliopsida; Asterales; Asteraceae
Product: NEP1-interacting protein 2-like
Exons: 4
Coding region: 63-659 (198 amino acids)
Source: RefSeq, a predicted model, not a curated record